GAUGGUUCGGUCCUGUGAGUCCAGGGAUCGAGCUCCUAGCCGUUCGAGCUACAAUAAGUUGUGAACUAUGAAACGGUCGCUGCGACUUUCGGCGUUUAUUAGAUGAAUAAAUCUGUCGAUUCUAACGCCAUGUGAGAGGACGGGUUUGUACGGAGAAGUGCCAAGAAGCUCAAUGGCAAUCUACAACUUCACAUCAGGCUCGUAAUCUUUGUCAGCGUCGCACUAAUGGCUGCUCAGUCAAGCGUACGCGAAGAACUGGACGUCCUGCGGAGGAAAGAAUGGGCACGGAGGAACCAGGAAACCCAGCAGGAUAAGGAGCUGUACCAGGAAAGUACGCCGCUCUUCAGGGAGCCUUACAAGACAAACAAAGGCGAUGAACUGUCCAGCCGCAUCCAGAAGAUGCUCGGUAAUUACGAGGAUGGGAACAACCUCCAGUAUAACCAGUAUGAAGCGAUACCCAGGGAUCGACCCCCUUCAUCGUCGCACGGACGUUCGGGUCAUUUCAUGAACAAGGACAAAAAGGAUCCCUCAUUCCAGGGUACGUCGUCAUAUGGAAGCACUAAACAAGGCCAAUCAAGCGGUCACAGCUCAUCGCAGCCUUCAAAGAAGUUCCCGAUCCUAGACUUCUCCAUCCCGGUCCAGAGCAAACAAGGUCUUGUCAAAACCCAUGAAACAAAAACUGACCCCUGGGCUGUCAAGAAAGACUAUGCCACUUUACCGCCUGUUCUUCCAGACCUUUCACCACCUGCAGAACCCUUGUCCCCUUUACAUUCCAGCGAAUCAGAACAGGACAUGGAGGAAAUCAACAAUGCAAAGGAGCGAUCUCUUUCCCCCCACUGCAAAGGUUCUUCUGAAAGGACAGUGCCGUCGCAUAAUCCAGAGACCCAGCAAAAGGAAGUGUCUCACCUCGGUGGAGACGCCCCGAUGCCGGCUUCCCAGACCUUUCCGCUUCCGCUUUCUUCCAAGCCCAACUUGGCCAACUCUAGGAAACCCAUGGCGCUGGUUCGACCCAUGGAUGGACCCGACCAGGUCAACAGCGAGUCUCCGGACCUAAAACCAUCACCUAAUACCUAUCACGGACAGUCUUAUGAAAACUUGUCCGAUCUGAAGACGUCUGUAAGCAAGCCAAACCUUCCGCCCCUUAAGAUCCCGUCGCAGUCCGUAGAGAUGCUGUCAAAUGAGGUUCAACGUGUGGAGGAGAUUCUCAGAGAAAUGACCCACUCAUGGCCUCCUCUGCUAACGGCCAUUCAAACCCCGAGUACAGCAGAACCAUCCAAGUUCUCCUUUCCUAACAAGGAGUCUAGUGUUCAUCGUGGAUACCAGCCUCAAAAGCACAGUGAAUCACCACCGAAAGCUCCUCCGUCACCCGUUCACCAGCAGCCAGCUGAGUGUGAAGAUGGCGGCAGGGCCGUGUCCAGUGACUCAGAGAGCAGCUCAGAGUCUGAAUCUGACAGCGAGAGCAGCGACAGCGGUACGGACGAGACGCCGACUGCUUCCAGGAGUAACACAUCACCAGCGAAGGCAGAGGGGCUGAAAGACAUCAACUGGCAGUUGAUCAGUUGGAUUAAGGAGAGCCAGCCGAGCCUGAACCCUCAGAACCAUGCGGAUGUUUCAGCAAAACCCAACUCCAAACCUGCAACCAGCACCAAAUCACAAACGCACACUCAUGCCGAAGAAGAUCAGAAGCCCAAAAACAAGAAACACUACAACUCCCGUACUCCUCCCGCUCAGCCCGAGUUGGGCGGCGCCAAUCCCGAAUCCAAACCCGCCCCCGUGAACCAAGACGCUACCCACAAACCUGCUCCUAACGCCGGUACGGAGGCAGGAACCCGCAAAACAGAUCAACACCUGAGCAAGAGCACCAAAGCUCAUAGCAGCCUGCACGUCGAAAGCGUGGAGGUCACGCCCCGCAACAAAGACGCCACGUUCACAGAACGGCCAAAGGUCAAGACGAAAACUAGCCAUGAGAAGAAAUCUGAGAGCAGAAAAUCAGCCAAAUGUUGCUUGUUGGAAAAAAGAGACAGAAAAGAAGUGCCUGCUAAGGCUGGCACGACGGUGCUGGAGGAGAAAAAGGAGGCGGAGCCUGUUCGCCUGUCCUCGCCGUCACCCAAAAACAGCGUAACUGUAACUCAUACGCCCUCCAAGAACUCCAAAAAGAGCCGGGCUCGCUCGCCAACGACAGACAAGAAGUCCAAAUCCAUGCCAUCCAAAUUCAGCAUGGAUCUUCCUCUGGCUCUGGUGGUAAAGAUCCAGCUCAGCCACUUGUCCAGAAUCCCACAGGUACCCAAAGCAACAAAGACGGUAACCAGCGCUCGUGUGGAGAAGCCUUUAAAGAAAUCGUGCCAGGAGAAAGACCCUGGUAAAGUGAGCAAGAAGAGACCUGCUGAUCACAGUGAUCUCUCUGUGCCAAAAAAGAAGCUGAAACUGGAAAAGGACAGAGAGGGAAAAGCGUCGACUUCGUCUCAGCACAACUCCAUCAAAAUAGAAGCACCGAGGAGCAGCCGCGACGAGACGGACAGGAAGAGCAGCGAGAAGGUCCACGCUCCUGUUCCUCUCGACCCGGGACACAAACGCCGCUGUGGAGACAUGGAGGAGAGCAGCGGCUCCAGCAGCAAGCACAAGAAGAAGAGCUCCAGCCGAGAGGAGCGUAACAAGAGCGACAAGAAAGCACCGAAGAAAAGCUCUUCGGCUCCGGAGUCGUCGUCUUCCUGCGGAGUCCCGGCCGCUCACAGACCUCUGCUCAAGUUCGACGACAAGCCGUACUCUGUGGAUCAUCAUAUGAAGGAAGCUAAAAAGCUGAAGCACAAAGCCGACGCCAUGGUGGAUAAAAUGGGUAAGGCCUUGAGUUACCUGGAUGCUGCCAUGUCCUUUGUAGAGAGUGGCAUCGCCAUGGAGACAGAUCCCCAGACGCCCAAAUCGGCUUACACCAUGUUUUCCGACACCGUCGAUCUUAUCAGGUUCAUCCUAAAGCUGAAGAACUACUUGGAUCCGUCGGCUCCUGCGUCAGAGCGAGACUUCUUGGUCCUGUGUAUGCGAUGUCAGGCUCUCCUCCAGAUGGCGAUGUUUCGCUGCAAAAGAGAAUCAGCCAUGAAGUAUUCUCGCACACUCACUGAUUAUUUUAAGAGCUCCAAGACCAUGCAGGCUCCUUCCCCCUGCAUCUCCAAGGGCUCGUCCCCGAUGUCCCCGAUGCCGUCUCCGGCGAGUUCCAUCGUCUCCAAUCCCGGCAGCAGCGGCAGCACUGUGUCCAUUCCUCAGCUCAUCCAGCAGAUGGCGUCAUCCUACAUCAACAUCACCGCUCUCUUCCUCAGCGCUCACGAGACGUGGGAGCAGGCCGAGGAGCUGGCACGCACACGUACAGGUCUGUUAAGUGAUCUGGACAAGCUCCUCGGCCGCCUGAGUUUGACCUCCAGCAUGACUGCUCUGGUGCGUUACACUCUACAAGGCCUCCACUGGCUCCGACUGGACAACGCGAAUCCUCGCAGCGACCCGUGAGCUGUGUGUGUGUGGGUGUGUGUGAGAGAGAGAGAGAGAGAGAGAGAGAGAGAGAGAGAGAGAGAGGGAAAACUGGCGUCUUUUAAAUAAUUUUUUGUUCCACUUCUGGGAUGACGGAAGUCUUUUUGCACUUCGUUAUGAAAGAAAGCGAGUUGACAUGAAGGUGUUGGAGGAGCAGAUGAUGCUGAUGUUUCCUCACACCGAGAAGAAGCUGAAAAUCACUGGAAUCACACACACACACACAAACACACCGAGUGAGAGUGUGUGCACAAGAGCAUUAACGACUUCAUCUUUAUUUUCUAUCCCAUCACCGCUCUAAAGGACAAACGGAGGGCCUGAAGGACAGGACGUCCACACUACACGCUUAAACUUUGCACUCGUUUCCUCUUAUCAUGUGACUCGUUAAUUUAAACCCCUGGUUUUUCAUAUCUACUGUGGAAAACCUAAAAAACUGUGAUUUCACUAUUAUUUAUUUCAUUGAUAUUAUUAUCAUUAUUAUUAUUACUUAUUAUUAGUAAUAUAUUGAUAUGGAGUUUUUGAUUUUUUUUUACCCUGAUGUUGAGGCUUCCAACUGACAUGAUAGGAAUAUGUGAUUUUUUUUUUUUUUGGAAGUCAUUUUCCCAUAAUGGAGCUCAGAAGGACGCAGCAGAACUGGUUUAUCUCCACAUCCGCAGUGAAGACGUACUGGAUCCAAAUAUGAAUUAUAAAGCCACUGGUUUUGUUUUUUUGUUUUGUUUUGUUUUGGUUUCUUCCAAAUUUGAAAUCGGUUAACACAAUAUAAUUCUACCUCAAGAGGACACCAGAGGCAGAGGAACAAAUAACACACACACAAACACACACAAACACACAGGUGAACGUACUAUCGCACCUGUAGGAGAGAAAAUACUUGUGCCUUAAUAGUGAAACACAAAAGGAUGCGUGUAGAAAAAGAGCUCGUGACGGUUGUAGCGAUCAUAAUCUGAGUUUUUUUUUAACGGUAUCUGACUCCGGAUGCGGUUUCAGUCUUCGUGGAGCGUAAACAUGCACUUUUCAGGGAGGAAACAGAAAAACUGGAAAAUCCGCCGUGUCCUGUUCCGAUUUUGUAGCCAGAUCGAGAUAGAGUGAAGGUGCCAAUACUUACUAGCUGUAGCAUUUCAUCAUUUUUGACCUGUUGCUAUGGCAACAAAGGAUCACUGAAACUCGUUCAGCAGAUACACCGAAGGGGAAACUCGAUGAUGAUGAUGAUUAUUAUUAAAGUUAUCACUCUUUGCAUUCUCACUAUUUAUCAUCCAUCAUUCGUCUGUUCCCUCAGUCUCGUCCUGUCACAGUCGUCUGUGUUGUUUUGUUUAGUUUUUUUUUUCUCGGUGCAUUAAUUUCUCGCCCCGUGUCCUCGGGUCCGACUUCUCCCUGAGCUUUAACCUCUCGUUAUCUCUGCGUUAAUAUCGACGUCAGACCCUUUAACAAAAGCGACGGAUGCCAGAUAAAAAAAAAAAAAGUCAGUUGUCGGUUUUUUAUUUAUUUAAGAUUUAAGCGCCAAACCGUUUAGCGAAUAAAAUCAUCGUCGAGGCGUCGCCUUUCCCACGAUUUUCUUUGAAAGACGUCACUUUUGGUGCGAUCCGCUCGUUUCCAUGGUGACGGUACAUUCCAGGGAGGUUAACGUUUCACUUUGCGUUUCUGGCGACGAGCCGAGAAAAAAAACAACUUAACAAAACAACAAAAUCAGCCAAUCAGAAAGUAGAGUUUUUCAGUGUUAUUUAUGAUUACUAUGGGUUUUUUUUUAAUUUCAUUAUUUUAAUGACACUUUCUGAGACUUGCUGCAAUUUAAAAUUGUUCUCCACAAUUCAGCAAAUUUUGUUUGUUUGUUUGUUUUUUUUUGCAUUUUAUUUCCCCGCACCAGAAAAAACACAAGCUGGAUUUAGAGCAAUAACUUCAUAGGUUUUCCUUUUUGUUGUCCAGAGUUUAAGUGCCAUGAAAAUGACCAGCUACACACACACAUGCACACGUACACACACACACACAUACGCGCGCACACACUACACAAGCACGCGUGCACGUGCUACGCACACGCUACACACACACACACACACACACACACACACAGAGUCCUUCGAUUCUUGGUUUAAAGGUGUGUUUUGGAAAACGUUUGUUUUUAUUUCUCCUUCCUGAGAUUCCCAGCGGGAUUCCUGUACUGGAAAAGUGAACUUAGUAAAAUCGCUGAGAUUUAAAGGGCUGCACAAUGAAAUCAGAAAAGAAAAAUUGUAUUAUUGUAUUUAUUUUAUCAUGACUAUCAGUGGAAGGAAAAACUCUCGAACUCGUCAUCCUGUACAAUCAUGUAAUGUAACAUUCUUUUUUUUUUUCUUCUUCUUUUCUUCCAAAAUAAUGCUGCUUUACUCGUUCUUAAGACGCAUUUUACAUUCGCCUUUUUUUUUUCCUUUUUUCUUUUCUUUCGUCUUUGCACUCUAAACAAAAAGGUCCUGCUUGUUUUUUUUUUCCGCUUCGCUCGCUGCUUCUCUGUAAAAAAAAAAAAAAAAAAAAUCCAAACCCUGUGUGUCUGAGUUUGUUUCUGUUUUGUUGUGCAAAACGAAGCGUGUUCUUUCUUCUCAUUCAAACGAAAAGAAAAAAGAAAGGAGGAAAAAAAAAACACUUUUCGAUCAAACUGUGUGGAAUCCUUUUGUAAUUUUGCCUUGUUGUAAAUAACGUCAUGUACAGCGCUGUGUAAAGGACGGCAGUGAAAUGAGUUGUUUUUGUUUCUUUUUCUUUAAAUUUCAAAAAAAAAAAAUUUUUUUUGUUUUUUUUUUGUUUUUGUUUGUUUGUUUGUUUUUUCCAAAGCUGUUCACGCAGACCUUUGUAGCUUGGGUGGACAAGCGAGGGGACGAGAUACCGAUCAUCAGUUCCUCUCAGAUCGCUGACCACGGCUCUGAUUUUUGUCUGAUCGUUAACAGGCAAUAAAGUUUUGGGGAAAAUA
This is a messenger RNA of Tachysurus vachellii, 6436 nucleotides long. It is a transcript of the gene aff1, whose product is annotated as AF4/FMR2 family, member 1. Lineage: Eukaryota; Metazoa; Chordata; Actinopteri; Siluriformes; Bagridae. Gene Ontology annotation, biological process: regulation of gene expression. The coding region runs from base 226 to 3492 and encodes 1088 amino acids. The record is from RefSeq and is a predicted model, not a curated record. The transcript is spliced from 19 exons. Gene Ontology annotation, cellular component: super elongation complex; nucleus.